CCCCUUACACGACUUUCCGCAUCAGCUUCUCACCAUGCCAAUGACCAGCCAGCCUUUGCCGCAGCGUCGUAAACAAGCCGUGACGAGCUCCAUUAGUCGACGGUCAAGCCAUUGGAUCCCUCCUGUCAAAACCCCAUCUGUCAUGGGUGAACUAACGACGAGCAGAGGGGUCCUUGACGAGGGGUCGUCCUCCAAUUGGGAAAAAGAUGCGUGACCACCACCACGUCGCGGGACCCUUUUUCUUCGAAGAAAAAGGCCAAGAGGUAAUUAUAUACAUAGAUGAAGACCAGCCUACCUAUGGUGUGAUCUCCCCUCAAUGGCAUCAUUUUGGCUAGCUCGAUUCCUUUCUGCCUCUCCUCCGCCGCCCCUCUUGCUGUUGUGCCUCCGGUUGCCGGCCGCCGUUGGGCUUUAAGCGUGUCCAUCUGCUCUUCUUGUCUCACACACUCCCAGAAAGAAGAAGCUUUCUCUUUCUCUCUGUCUUCUCUCUCCCCUUCCUGCUACUUACCCCUCCCCCUCCUUCACCGAGAACUUUCCCACUUGCUCCUACCCCCCGCCCAAUAGUAUCUCUUCAUAUCUCCUGGCCACAACAAGCCGGAAAGUUACAAUGGCCGAAGAACUGAGCAAGAACUUUGAGACGCUGCAGCUCCAUGCAGGCCAGCAGCCCGACCCGACUACCAACUCGCGCGCCGUCCCCAUCUACGCCACCACGAGCUUUACUUUCAAUGACUCAGCCCACGGCGCGAGGCUCUUUGGCCUCAAGGAGUUUGGCAACAUUUACAGCCGUAUCAUGAACCCCACGGUCGACGUCUUCGAGAAGCGCAUCGCCGCGCUCGAGGGCGGCGUGGCCGCGCUGGCCACCUCCUCCGGCCAGGCCGCCCAGUUCAUCGCCAUCAGCGCCCUCGCCCAGGCCGGCGACAAUAUCGUCGCGACCUCGCUGCUCUAUGGUGGUACCUACAACCAGUUCAAGGUGUUCCUGCCGCGCCUCGGCAUCCAAACAAAAUUCGUCGAUGGCGACCGCGUCGAGGACAUUGCCAACGCCAUCGACGACAAGACCAAGGCCGUCUACGUCGAGAGUAUCGGCAACCCCAAGUACAACGUGCCUGAUCUCGAGGCCAUCGCCAAGGUCGCCCACGAGAAGGGCGUGCCCGUCAUUGUCGACAACACCUUUGGCGCUGGCGGCUACUUCAUUCGCCCCAUCGACCACGGCGCCGACAUCGUUGUCCACUCGGCGACCAAGUGGAUUGGCGGCCACGGCACCACCAUCGGCGGCGUCAUCGUCGACAGCGGCAAGUUCAAGUGGGACAACGGUCGCUUCCCGCUCAUGACGGAGCCCAGCGACGGCUACCACGGCCUCAAGUUCUGGGAGACGUUCGGUCCCGUCACCUUCAUCAUCCGCGCCCGCGUCGAGAUCCUGCGUGACCUCGGCGCCAGCCUCAACCCCUUCGCCGCCCAGCAGCUCCUCAUCGGUAUCGAGACGCUCUCCCUCCGCGCCGAGCGCCACGCCCAGAACGCCCUCGCCCUCGCUAAGUGGCUCGAGGCCAGCGACUAUGUCAGCUGGGUUUCGUACCCCGGCCUCGAGAGCCACCCGUACCACGAGACGGCCAAGAAGUACCUCAAGCGCGGCUUCGGCGGCGUCCUCAGCUUCGGCGUCAAGGGCGGCGGCUCCGCAGGCAGCCAGGUCGUCGACGGCUUCAAGCUCAUCUCCAACCUCGCCAACGUCGGCGACUCCAAGACCCUUGCCAUCCACCCCUGGACCACUACCCACGAGCAGCUGUCCGACGAAGAGAAGAAGAGCUCCGGCGUCAGUGAGGACCUCAUCCGCAUCUCGGUCGGCACGGAGCACAUUGACGAUAUCAUCGGCGAUUUCGAGCAGUCUUUCAAGAACGCCGCGGCCGCCACGACCGCCGGCAAGGCCGCCCCCGCCGCGGAGAACAAGCACGAGGACGCGCCGCUGGCCCCGUAAAACUUUCGUCGAGAUAAGACGGGACGACACGAAGAGAUAGGGAACGCCCCCCUGAACCACGUUUAGGUGGACAGCGUGCAAGCGUUUUUGCCAGCGCCUGGAUGAUGAAAUUGUUUUGGUUGCAUGAGAGAACGAAUACCCGUAGAAAAAGCAACGUUAAAAUGUUUUGUAAUGAAAAAAUCCGUUUGAAUGAUCAAAAAGCUGAAGAGGAGGAUGCAGUGCCGUCUGUCUCCCUUGUCUCGUGUGUCGUGCAUCGAAAACAUGCCGAUCCAGCCAACGCCUGAGACAAAACCCACACCCUCCAACCAUCUGGCCGCUGUCAGAGCGUGAGGGAAAACAAGGAGAGACACAGACAAAGCGGAUGCCUCCUGGUCUUCGACGACGGCGGUCGCGAUCCGGAUGAGGCGCGGCUGCCAGUGGCAACUCGCCAGGCAUGCGAGGAAAUCAAAACGUGCCGACGCCACAAAUUCCUAGUGGGCAGUUGAGCGGCUUUUAUUUGGAGCAGCCGCCUCUGCCUUGCACCCGUAAACGUGCUAAAGUCU
Colletotrichum destructivum is the source of this 2505-nucleotide messenger RNA. RefSeq names its product Putative cys/Met metabolism, pyridoxal phosphate-dependent enzyme. The coding region runs from base 605 to 1963 and encodes 452 amino acids. NCBI's taxonomy places the organism in Eukaryota, Fungi, Ascomycota, Sordariomycetes, Glomerellales, Glomerellaceae. Gene Ontology annotation, biological process: transsulfuration. Gene Ontology annotation, molecular function: pyridoxal phosphate binding; transferase activity, transferring alkyl or aryl (other than methyl) groups. The record is from RefSeq and is a predicted model, not a curated record. The transcript is spliced from 7 exons.